UCCAUAUCAUUCAUUUGUUAGAGGGGGAUUGUGUAUCCUGAAUCUGUAUGGCCAGGCCCCAUGUAUUCUCCACCAUACACCCUCCAGUUGUGCCAGGGGGCAGUCUGAUGGGAGAUUUACCAGUUAAUAAAGCCAGAAAAACAGACCAAUUGCAUUUUUAUAUUUAAGGGUCCUGAGCUUACACUACAGCACCCUGAGAGUGUUAGGGACAUCUUACAUUUCUCAUCAUGUUCUUUUCUACUGGCUUAUUUUACGUGUAUUGGACCCGUUAUCCAGAAUGCUCGAGAUCUGGGGUUGUCCAGCAACUUAAACAACAGAGAGACAAGCUGAGGCAGUACCAGAAGAAGAUCACACUGCAGCUGCAACGGGAGAGGGAGUUGGCCAAGCAGUUACUCCAUGAUGGCAAAAAAGAGAAAGCCAAACUGUUGCUAAAGAAGAAAAGAUACCAGGAACAGCUUCUGGAGAAAACCGAUAACCAGAUCAGCAACCUGGAGAAAAUGGUUGAAGACAUAGAGUUUGCCCAAAUUGAAAUGAAAGUUAUUGAAGGGUUGAAAGUGGGCAAUGAGUGCUUGAAGAAAAUGCAUGAGGUCAUGUCUAUUGAGGAAGUCGAGAGGAUCAUGGAAGAAACGCAAGAUGGCAUUGAAUAUCAAAGGCAAAUUGAUGAGAUGCUUUCAGGAAGCCUGACUGCUGAGGAUGAAGAGGCAAUUCUAGAAGAACUAGAAGCUAUCACUCAGGAAGAUCUGGAGCUUCCGGAGGCUCCUUCAGAACCUCUUCCAGACACUACACCAGAGAAACAAGCUGUCAAGAACAAGCCCAAACCACAGCUGGUUGCUGCAUCUUAACUGUAUGUCCUGUGACUUGUGACAAAUGAACCUCAAGUAUUCAGGGUGAAGGUAUGGAGCAGAAACACACAACUACUUUACCUGCCCUCCAGUGUGAGGCAUCACGGCAGAGCCUGAGGGCCGUGCAACGUUAGCUCGAAUUGCCUAUACACAAACAGAACUUCAUCCAAACAUUGGGCAUCUGAACUAGUUUUUUUUUGUGUCCUCUGUAAUAUUCUUCUGGAACAGAGGAUUCUCUGGAUUUUAUGAUUAAAAAACAAUUUUCUAGCAUAAUUAAAAAUAGUUAAUAGUUUUUUUUUUUAUUUACAUUUUUUAACUGGUAUUACAAUUAUGUUUUACCUCAGUACCAGUGUUUUAAAAGGACUAUUCUCUGUGGCACAAAGGAGAUACAAAUAUGAAAUAUAAAUGGGGCAGACUGACUGGUCUUUUGCUGCCAUCAAGUACCAUUUCUACAGGAAUGCUUUUUUCAUUUUGGUUUAAGCAAAGAUAAAUAAGGCACUCCAGGAUGCGGUCUCUGCCAUUAGACAAACCACUACUGUUUAUUGAUUAGACACAGGGAGUUUCCUCUGUUAGGGCGAAGACACAUGGGGCAAUUAGUCACCGCAACUUUUAAAAACGUGGCUGUGGUGACUUAUCACACUGAUUUUAACUAAUUUAAUAUAUGAAAUAUUAAUAUUAGUUGCCACGACCAAUCGCGUGCUGAUCGAAGUUGCAGCGACUAAUCACCCCGUGUCUUUGUACAGGGCUUAAGAGUUCAAGUCCAGUAGUUUGAAGUCGGACAUCCCUUGUUAAUCUUUUUUUCCCUCCAACAUUCCAGCCUUACAAAUCCAGCCUUAAGGUACCCAUAUUAAACAGACAUUGAUUGCUAACUCAACCAUGUAUGUACCAUACUCUGUCCUCUCCCUAUAAAUAUCUAAAGCCCAUUGAGCUAGUUGAGUUCUGAAAUUGGUUAAAUAUCUGCUUGGUUUAUAUUGGCUGUAGCAGUAAAUAUUCCCUAUAUGAUCAGAGUAACUCUUUUCUAGGGCAGUUGCGAAGACGGCAGAUAAUGGAGCCACCUACUUUAAUCUGAUACAAUGUUCCUAAAACAGGAAUUCCUAAUUACAUAAUGCCUUUUGUAGAACAAAAGGGGCAAAUAUGUAGUUCCAUAUGCAUGAUGUAAAUGAUUCUGAAAGACAGUGAUUCCUAAUCUAUAGGGCUAACCUGUUUAGGGGCAUGUGAUGCAGUGGAUAAUUGGUGUGAGAUUUGGUUUGAGUGCUUAUUUCCUGGCCUUGGUACUAUACCAAGUAAUCAUAGCAGUUACUGAUGUGACCCAAAAGGAAGAAGCAGUCUGAAAGCCAAGAGUAUUGGAGAGUUUGCUUAUUUGAUGCAUGAUACCCUUGAAUGUAUAGCAUUGUAGCUGUUACACCAGUGUUUAUAUUGCUGUCAUAUAUUAGGGUUACAUUUUCUUUCACUUGAAUACGACUGGAAUAUUUCAGCUAAGGAUUGAAGUUAAGACCAUGUUUCCAUUUAUGCUUUUAUCUCUUGGAAGUCUAUUAGGAGCUUAACCAGUAGUUGGAUCAAUAAGAGUGGGUCUAACCCAGCAAGCCUGGAAACCUCUGCUGCGACGGUAAUAAAAUCGGUCGGUGCUGAGGUUUUAUUUAUUUUUGUUAAUGAUUUUUGCCUCCAGUUCAAGGCUUGUGUAAAUAAAAGAAAGUAAGCUGUUCUGUUUAUACACAAAUAUGGGUAUCUCAACACAAACAGGGAUACUGGGCUAAUGACAUAUGCAAUUCUAUCUUUUGCCAAAUCCACUGAAGAGCGAGCUGUUUCCUUGCUGGAUGAUUCUGAUAUCUAGCGCUAACACUAGGUCACUGUGAGUGAUGGUAAUGACACAUAGGAGUUCCUGAUUGCAGCAGACCAUUCAAGAAAACCCAUAUUGAUUAAAAUCUUCAACAGUAGCUGCCCCCAUUUACUUGAAUGAUACAGCUAGCCCUAGAUUCUGCUCUUCUGAGCAAUCAUGGCUUUGUCUGUUUGUCUGUGCAUGGGAAGUGAAGAAUUCCGUUUGCUCUCCCUAAAAGAAUUUUGGUGACACAAAUGCCAUUGUACCAGGAACCUUAGGCAGACUUCACCAUUAAAUGGAUAUCUAUGGAUACAUUGUUUGAAGACUCUUAUGCUCAACACUACCCUACCUCAUUGGCCAUCCAAGAAAAAGUAUUCUGCUGGGAAUGUUUGACUUUAGGGACGUUGAAUGCUGAGUUAUGCAAGAUACUGAGUUAUACUGUUCAAAACCAAAUUCCUGGAGUGCCUUAUUAUGGUGGCAGUAGCCUUGUGCCAGUUAACAACGAAGAGCAGAUUGAUCCUUUUCACCUUGCUUCCAGAUCAUGUCUGAUUCCUGUACAUAUUAAAUAUUAAAAAUGCUUUAUUAAA
This is a messenger RNA of Xenopus tropicalis (tropical clawed frog), 3245 nucleotides long. It is a transcript of the gene chmp6, whose product is annotated as charged multivesicular body protein 6. The coding region runs from base 228 to 842 and encodes 204 amino acids. The record is from RefSeq and is a predicted model, not a curated record. Gene Ontology annotation, cellular component: endosome membrane. NCBI's taxonomy places the organism in Eukaryota, Metazoa, Chordata, Amphibia, Anura, Pipidae. The transcript has 8 exons. Gene Ontology annotation, biological process: vacuolar transport.